AUGCCUGAUCUCGCGUCGGACAGGAAGUCGUCGGUCCUGCGCACGGCCACCCUGGGCGACUUGCGCACGCUGCAGCACGUGGCCAUCCUGAAAGACACAGCGAGCGUGGGGGACUGCCUGAAGACGCUGGCAGCGCACAGGAUAGUCUCUGCCCCUGUUGUUGUAGCCACCAAGGAAGAUGAACACCCAGGUCCUGUGUGGCACUUCAAGAAGGCCCCAGAGGACGUCCUUGGGUUUGUCGACAUCAAAGAUGUCAUCCACUGCUUCCUUGAAGAUGUGAAAGACACAGGGAUUCUCGAAUAUCCGUCGAUGCUGAAGAAGAUGCGCGCCUUGGAGCAGAAGGGGACAGCAUUCUCCCACAGGACAAUAAGAGAGCUGCACCUCACAGGUGGUGAUGGUUGUUUUCUUCAUGUUGGUCAACAGGCAGUGAACCUGUUUGAGCUUGCCCAUGGCUAUCUUCUGAAUCCCAGCAGAUGUGGUGCACAAGGAUCGGAAGGCAGGCCAGCCAUUCACAGGAUAGCAAUCUUUGACUCUUCUGGGAGGAUCGUUAAUAUUAUUAGCCAAUCCGACAUUGUCAGGUACCUCUUGGAACAUGUGGACAAAAUGUCGGAUGCUGCAUCUCAGACUAUAGCGGACCUCGGGAUGGCCACCAAGCAGUUGAUCACUGUUCCACCGGAGAAGAGUGCUGUCGAGGCGCUGAAGAUCAUGGAGGACAACAACGUUGGAGCAGUAGCGGUUGUCAACAGCGAAGGACAGAUUGUUGGGACUUUCAGCGCAACGGACAUGAGGACAAUAACCCAAGAGCAUUUUGGCAGCCUGGCACUGCCAGUUGGAGAGUUCCUUGCUCUUGAACACGGAACCGAGUAUUCUGGCUACACCAUCGCGUCGGAGACUGCAGUUCAGGGCACUGAUGCCCACGCGUUUGCAAGGGACAGAUUAGGGAGGGUGGCUUUGCCGGGUGCCGAAGUGGGGCAGUCGCUGGUAGUGUGUGGUCCACUGACAACUCUGAAAGGGGUUAUGAGCUUGUUGACAAGAAAUCGCGUUCAUCGCACGUUCGUCGUGGACGAGAACAUGAAGCCCGUCAGCGUCAUUUCCUGCACGGACAUUUUGCGGAAGCUCUGCCAAAUUGAACAAUGA
Ostreobium quekettii is the source of this 1137-nucleotide messenger RNA. The record is from the annotation of a GenBank genome assembly. NCBI's taxonomy places the organism in Eukaryota, Viridiplantae, Chlorophyta, Ulvophyceae, Bryopsidales, Ostreobiaceae.